Seriola aureovittata is the source of this 3558-nucleotide messenger RNA. It is a transcript of the gene fbh1, whose product is annotated as F-box DNA helicase 1. NCBI's taxonomy places the organism in Eukaryota, Metazoa, Chordata, Actinopteri, Carangiformes, Carangidae. Gene Ontology annotation, molecular function: protein binding; DNA binding; 3'-5' DNA helicase activity. The record is from RefSeq and is a predicted model, not a curated record. Gene Ontology annotation, cellular component: nucleus. The transcript is spliced from 21 exons. Gene Ontology annotation, biological process: replication fork processing; double-strand break repair via homologous recombination. The coding region runs from base 183 to 3236 and encodes 1017 amino acids.
GAAGCGCGGGCCGAUCACGUGAUUUGGUCACCAAUACAAACUGAGUUGCCGGGAUAGAAGCUUCAUAUUCUUUUCUUUUUCUUUUUUUUUUUUAACCAUAAAUACAACAAGUCAGCAUUGGCGGCAAAAUUAACUGCAUUUGAGUUUUCGGGGGAACGUCAUAGACUGGCGAAUGCACGACGAUGGAGGUGGCCGUGAACGGAAAGGCCAAGAGGAGACACUUGGGUCCUGCGGAGUGUGGUGAGCUAGCAGCAGAGGGCAUUAAUGCCCUUGCACAUCCCCACACCCUUAACCGGGGGCGGGGAAACCGGGGCCCCAACAGGGGGCUUUACCCCACCAAGCGACGGAAGUGGGCUGCCCCAAUGGUUGCAAUGAGCCAGCUGGAGGAUAAGGAUGAAGAUGAUGAUGAUGAAGAUAAUAUUGAUGAUGCCACUUUUUUAGCUGUAGUAAUGGCACCAGAGGCCCAGUCAGAAGAAAUAGAGGACGAAGUGGACGAUGCCACACUGCUGGCUGCUGGAACACUGACAGAGCCUGAGGAGGUGGAUUAUUUGGAGGGCAUGACCGCCGAAAUGUUUGGUGAAGACUUUGACUCUUGUGAUAGCAAGUUUUACAAGAAUGAAGAGUUGGUGGAGGAGCUACCUGACGCCCACUAUGGGCUGCUCGGCAGCAGCGGCUUCCUGCUGCAGCCCCAGGGCUGCAUGGAUGACCUUCCAGAGGAGGUGCUGUGGCAGGUACUGUGCCUCCUCUCUGCCCAGGACCUCUACCGCAGUGUCAUCCGCGUCUGUCAUCGCUGGAGGAACAUUGUCCAGGACAGCAAGUUUGUGCCCUUCAAGAAGCAAUACUACCGCUACAUGAUGCGAGAGAAGGACACAAUGCAAGAGAUCUUCUCCAUCCUGAAGAACAGCAGCAUCACAGAUCCAGCAUUGUCACAGCACAGCAUUCGACACCUUGUUGUUUUAAUGGCUCAGCAUAAGGUCGGAGAGCGGUUGUGGCUGAGAGAUGUUCUGAAAUGUGUUAAGAAGCAUCACCUUUUUCCUCAGGCUGAGGCCUCCAUCAGAUUACGUAUUCCUGAUAUUCAGAAUCACUUUAACCCUUGCACUGAGGGUCCCAACCCAUACGCAGCCAUGGCUGUCAUAUUGAUCCUCAGUCAGAGUGUUGGUGACGUGCAGGCCUUGGUGUCUCUGCUCACUGGCUGCAUGUCGCACACCGCCAUCACAGAGUAUCUCAGCCACAUGGCCAUGAUGUUGCUUGCUUUACAGAGGAGUAACAUCCAGAUCAGUAACAGGUUGCAUUACAACAUCUACUACGUACUCCACCUGAUGGAGAACGGCCCCUUUUCUGUCGGCUCCUGUCAGAGCGGGUGGCCUCAGAUUCAGCUCACUGGUGAACAGCAGCAGAUCCUCACCCACGAUAUCCAGGAACACCAUGUGGUCAAGAUCAUAGCUUUUGCAGGUACGGGAAAGACGACCACAUUGAUAAAGUAUGCUGAGCAGCGGCCUGACCUCCGCUUCCUGUACGUGGCCUUCAAUAAAUCGGUGGCAUUUGAGGCAGCGCGACGCUUCCCCAGAAAUGUGGACUGCAAGACCGUCCACUCACUGGCCUUCAAAGACGUUGGGAAGAGGUAUCAUUACCGCAAGAAGUUGACUGCUAACCUGAAGGCAUUCACCAUCAACGCUGUUCUGCCUGAUGGCCGAGGCGGUUUUACCAAGGCCAAGGUUGUAACCACAACCCUCAACACCUUCAUGGCCUCAGCAGACCAGACCAUCACCACCAGACACGUGCCCAGCACCCACGUCACUAAUAACGGCUUUAGGAAGGAUAUAGAUGAUGGCGAAAAACGGUUGUUUGUCCAUGAUGCCCAGACGAUCUGGAACAAAAUGAAGGAUCUCAACGAGACGAACAAAGAGGCUUACUCCAUGACCCACGACGGUUACCUGAAGUUAUGGCAGCUCCAAAACCCAAAACCCCGCCUGUCUGACAAGUAUGAUGUCCUUUUCAUCGAUGAGGCCCAGGACUGCACUCCAGCCAUCAUGGACGUGCUGCUGUCUCAGCGGUGUGGGAAAAUCUUGGUCGGAGAUCCUCAUCAGCAGAUCUACACCUUCAAAGGAGCUGUCAACGCCCUGCAGAUUGUUGACCACACACACGUCUUCUACCUGACACAGAGCUUUCGGUUCGGUGCUGAGAUCGCCUAUGUGGGCGCCACCAUCCUCAAAGUGUGCAAGAGAGUCCAGAAGAUUCUUGUAGGAGGGAAACAGAAGGGUGGUGUGUGUGACGAGGCAGCGGUCAAGGUUGCAGAGGCCGUGAGGACGGGUGCGAGUCCUUGCCGGGGGAAGGUGGCCAUCUUGGCGAGAUGCAAUCUCAGUGUGUUCACCAUAGCCGUCAUGCUGACGGACGCCAACCCACAGUGCCAGAUCCACUUCAUAGGAGAUGUCAAAAACAUCGGCCUGGGAAGGAUCGAGGAUAUCUGGAAGCUGAAGGAGAUGGCGGGGAAGGCGACACCAGGGCCUUCAAACAUCAGCGAUCCACUUAUUCGCUCCUUCGCAAGAAAACCUCAAACUGCUUUUUGGACCCUGAAGAAGUACGCCACCCAGACUGAGGACCUGGAGCUGUCGGCCAAACUCAACAUUGUUGAAAAAUACGGAAGUCGAAUCCCCGAACUAGUGACACGCCUGAACAGCUGCUCUGAAAACAACUCUCACAAAGCAGACUUUAUAGUCGGAACAGUCCACAAAGCCAAAGGUCUAGAGUUCGACACCGUGAUGGUCACCGACGACUUUACUGAGGUUCCCUGUUCCAGACACAAUCUGCACCACCAUCCCGGCUUCGCGUUUUCCAAGUUCCCUGACGAUGAGUGGAACCUGUUGUAUGUGGCUGUGACUCGUGCCAGGACCUCACUGAUCAUCACUAAGAGCAUCUACAACAUCCUCACAGUAGCCGGGGAAUACUUCUUGAAGUCAGAGAUGCCCGACUCACUGAUGAAGGCGGGCGAACCGCUCCCAUGCUCCAUCACAAACUGUCCCAACUGCAUCACACCGGGCUCGGCGUUCAUCAUGUGCAAACAACAGAUGCAAUACACGGAUGGUGCGUCAGAUGGCGGCCCGCUGUGUGAGAGGUGUGUGUGGACACGCAUCGGGCCAACCGCCUUCCUCAUGACCGACGAUGUUCUCUCAAUGGCAGACAUACGAGAACAGCUUGCCCCGCCAGACCACCAUGUUUUCUUCCCAAACCUACAAUAAAACACUCUCGUUCUGUGUCGUCCCCCGGGAAAAGGAGUCAAUGCACUGACGAGGACAAGAAUAGCCAGCAAAAUGAAUGGUGCUCAGUCAUAAACUGCACUUUUCUUUUUAACAAACAACACAUCAGAGAGGUCACCGCUUACGGAUUGUGUCAGGUGACUGUGAUUUUUACCUGUUUAUUGUAUUUUCUCUGUGAGAUAAGCUCCCUGACACUCAGGAGACGAUUGGAGAGCUCUGUUAUUGUGUAACACUUUGAGUAUAAUGCAGCUCAGUGUUUUUCACCAAACACUUAGUCAAAAUAUAAACUUGCUGGUUGACUUUU